Anas platyrhynchos (mallard) is the source of this 1142-nucleotide messenger RNA. RefSeq names its product proline and glutamate rich with coiled coil 1 (gene PERCC1). NCBI's taxonomy places the organism in Eukaryota, Metazoa, Chordata, Aves, Anseriformes, Anatidae. The record is from RefSeq and is a predicted model, not a curated record.
GAUAAGAGCCCUCGGUACAAGUGUGCAGGCAGUUUGGCAGCUGGGGCUGCCGAUUUAAUAGGUGAAUCUACAGGAACAACACUUGAAAAUCCCCUGGCUAGUGAACCAUUAAGCUACCAAAUAUUUGCCAGCCGUCAGCUCGCUGCUCCGCUAUAAAUACUUCAGGCCCAGGUGGAGGGACAGCGAGGGGGAGCGGCGCGGGAGCCUAUGCAUGGCCGGGCAGCAGCACCAAGGGUGAGUCCAGGCCCCGGGCUGCCCCUGCGCCCUGACAUGGCCGCGGGCGUUAUCCGGCCCCUGGCCGGGCUGCGGCUGCCCUCGCCCUUCCCACACGGCCUGCUGCUGCCCGCACGCCCCGAACCCGACUUCCCCGACCUCUCCGAGGAGGAGGAGGAGGAUGACGAAGAGGAGGAGGAAGAGGAGGAUGAAGAGGAGGCAGCAGAGGACAGCACCAGCUGCAGGGGGCUGGAGCUGGCCGGCCCAAACGCCGCUGAGGCCACCCUGAGGCUCCUGCGGUUUUCGGAGCUCAUCAGCGGUGACAUCCAGCGCUACUUCGGACGGCGGGGCCAGGAGGAGCCCGCUGGUGGCCGUGGCACACCCGAGGACUGCAGCUCGCCCCGGUGCACCGCCCGCGAGCCGGGCACCGCCAGCCUGCCCCAGCCUGAGGCAGUGAUGGCCCGGGGGGGCUCUGGGGCCACGCAGAGGCUGGGGCCGCUGGCCGAGCUCUUUGAGUACGGCGUGCACCGGUGUCUGCCACCCCGGGCAGCUGGGGGCAAGACGCAGCGGCUGGAGAGGAAAUACGGCCACAUCACCCCCAUGCACAGGAGGAAGCUGCCGCCUUCCUUCUGGAAGGAGCCGGGCCCCGGCCCCGCCGGCCUCCUCCAUGCCGGCACCCCCGAUUUCAGCGACCUCCUGGCCAACUGGACGGUGGAGCCGGGGCCGGAGCUGCCGGGCGCUGGGCGGGAGCUGCUUCCCGAGGCAGGCCGCCUGGGGCUGGAUGCUGAGCCCUUUGUGGGGCUCUGAGCCCACCAGAGGGGACCCUGGCCCCGCCACGUGCCACCCAGUUAAUGAUCAAACCGCGGCCCCGCUGCCAGCGCUGGGGCAGCUGGAGCUGGGACGAGUGAAUAAAUGACUCCCGCUAGGCA